UCGAUAUUACUAAAUUGGGGAGGAGAGGAAACCCUAGAUUUGGUUCAGAGAUGGCAGUGACGGUACCGGAGCUGCUUCCGACGGAUUUGGUAGAGGAGAUACUCUGUCGCGUUCCAGCAACGUCUCUGAAACGCUUACGAUCUACUUGCAAAGCAUGGAACCUUUUAAUCAAAGAUGAUCGGAGAUUCGCAAGUAAGCAUUUCGAUAAUUCCACAAAACAGUUUAUGCCUCUUUUGUUGAGAAAUGACAACAACAUUUUUCCGGUUAGCAUCAAUCUCCAUGGAAGUAGUAGUCCAUCUGUAGAAUUGAAAACUGAGCUAAUCGAUCCUGCUGAUUCUAAGAACUCAUCAGCAGCUCGAUUUUAUGUAACUCGAAUCUUUCACUGCGAUGGCUUGUUGUUAUGCACCUCCGAAGUCUACGAAUAUACAGUCUUGGUUUGGAACCCUUUGAUGGGUGAAACAAGGUGGAUCAGAACCGGCGCUUUUCGCAAAGAAGGCCGCCGCAACUUUGAACUCGGGUACUGCUACUACCAAGAUGGCAACAACAAAUCCUGGAAUAAUAAGAGAUACAAGGUGUUGAGCUUUUAUAGUGGUACCAAGUAUUUUGAUAUCUACGAUUUUAAGUCUGACUCGUGGAAGAGCCUUGAUGAUGAUGAUAACAUGGCUCCAGGGGGGAGCACUGCAUACUCUGAACUCAGCGUGUCUUUGAAGGGGAAUGCUUACUGGUUCGUCAGAGAUGUAACAAAAACGACUCGGAUCAUAUCUUUACUCAAGUUUGAUUUUACAAAGGAGAGAUCUGUGCCUGUGCCUCUUCCUUAUCAGAGUCGUCGUUUUGAAGCUACUAGUCUUUCCGUUGUUAGAGAAGAGAAACUUUCUGUGUUGUUGCAGCGAGAUAGACGUUCCAAGACUGAGAUAUGGGUGUCAAAUGUGAUUGAUGAGGAGACCACCUCAGUGGUGUCUUGGAGCAAGGUCUUAGCAUUGGAUUUGAGCCCUGAUCUUCAGAUUUGGCAUGAUGUAACUUUCUUGUUAGGGGAGGAGAAGAAAGUCGUCGUUUGUUGUGAGACCGCAAUUGACGUGGAGGUAGAUGUGGACAUAUCCAGAGACAUGAUCUACAUUGUUGGGGAGGAUAAUGUGGUCACUCAUGUGAAACUGGGAGUAAAUGAAAUUGAUGGAUGUCGCCCAACUCUUCUUAAUUAUGUUCCAAGUCUGGUUCAAAUCGAGCAAGCUGGAGGGAAACAGGAUAAGAGGUAACUAAAACACCGUCUACAUGUAAUCUCUUUCCUUUGAGUUUGUGUUUCUCUUAAGUUGUCUUGGUCAUGUUCUUUCAGUUUCAAGCUUUUCUAAUUCAAUGAGAUAAGGUGAUACAGAGAAAAAACAUGUACUAAGCUUUCUUUCACCUGGUCUCUUCUUUGAGUUUUCUUUUUCACCCAAUUCACCUUCCAAGUUGUACCAAUUAAGCCAAGCAUGGUAUUUUGCAAAUAUACCACCAAUUGGUGUUUUCUCAAUAUCUUACAAAUACACUCCUUAAAAGUUGCAAAUAUUGGACCAGAAAACAGCCCCCAAAUUACUCGAAACCACAACUUUGCUUGUUUCGUAUGUAUAUUGUAACUUGCGAGGCAAGGAUGAAGAGAUAUCGCUGAGUAAGGUAACAUGAGCUUAAGAUCAAGCACCAGCAAGACUACAAUGACCUUAAGUAACGUUCAGCGAUCUCCUAAACCUUGUUCUGUAAUUCUUACUUAAAAAAAAAACCGAAUAACAAUACUAAACAGUCCAUAAUAUUAAAAUCUUACUGAACAACAGGGACUCAUGUUAGCUCCAGAUCUUCUCAGUGUUUAUGUCAUUUCAUCAAAAAUGUAAUAAACUAGUAUCAGUUAUUUUGGACAAAAAUUGAAGAGAAA
Molecule: messenger RNA, 1897 nt
Organism: Camelina sativa (false flax)
Lineage: Eukaryota; Viridiplantae; Streptophyta; Magnoliopsida; Brassicales; Brassicaceae
Source: RefSeq, a predicted model, not a curated record